UAAAUUUUGAUUUAAUAUUUGUUUUUGAUUCUAUAAUUUCACGGAGGAUUUUUAUGAAGCACUAAGCGAUAUUUAGUCUUUUUGCUCCAUUUGCAAUUCUUGUCCGUUGCAUUUUGUAUGUCAAAUAACAUAGCUGAGGAAAUCAGGAACAUAUACAUAAAAUGAUUGGAUGAAACUGAAGAUCAACUAGCUUGAAUGAUGCCGAAGGAUGUAUAAUUAAUCUAGAUUUCAAUACCUUUUUUUUCCCCUCUUUUUCCCCUCUAGAACCAUUCUUUUUUUAUGUCAAUAUGUAGCAAUUUGUCUAUUUUGUCAUUUAUUUCGAGUAUUUUGGUCCAAUUUUACAGAAGCACCUUGUGCACAAGCACAAAAGCCCAAAGCUCAUUGCAUAAAAAAAAAUCAAUUCAGUAAUUGAAUUGAAUCUACACAACCUGCCCUACCUUGGCUGUAAGCAACAUGUGAAUUGCCACUUGCAAGGGAUGCAUAUUCUAACUUUCCGCAUAUAUACAUGAUUGACCAUCCAAGCUGACGACCUCGUGGUUGUUAGUUCUGAGUAACAACUGAAUUGGCCCAUUGUGCUGAAUUUUUUUAUUUGCUAGAAACUAUCAAUAAUUAUAGAAAGUUUCAGUGCUUAACCCACAUGAUGGAAUUGGAACAAUUGACAAUUUUGAUAAUGGGACAACAGCUUCUUGGAAGUGCCUUUUUGAAUGGGUGGACUUGUAUCUUUAAUUGUUAUGAGCGAGUAAUUGAUUUUCUGUGGGACAACUAAGGUACCUGAAUACUGAAAAUAUCACUUGUUAUUUGUGGGAAAGAAGGAGAGUCAGGCCUCCACUAUAAAAGUUGUCACCUUGCUGAGAAAGGUUACAAUAUGCACAUGUAAUUAUUAAUCACCGUAUAAUUAUUAAUCUCCAUAAGUUUCAACAAUAUUAUGUAUAAGUGAUUGCAUAACUACACUUCAUUUUCUUGGAUUUCUUCAUCUCUGUCUAACAUACCCGACAAUUUUAAUGCCCCACUUGUGUCCUUUGUCCUCCUUAGUGGCUCAGUGCCGUCUAGACCCUAAUUUAUGUGCUUUGUCUCCUCCCCAUAUAUUGGUUACAUCUCAUCUAAAUUGAUAUUAUUUUCUGGGCUUAAGUGUAUUGGUUCAUCACUUGUGCAUUAGGCUUGCUUGGAUUCUGGUUUCUUCUACGUUAUCAAUCAUGGAAUCAGUGAGGAAUUCAUGGAUGAGGCUUUUUCCCAAAGCAAAAGGUUCUUUGAUCUACCCAUAAAGGAAAAAAUGAAGCUUCUAAGGAACAAGAAGCAUCGAGGAUAUACCCCUGUUCUAGAUCAACAUUUGGAUCCUAUCAAUCAAGUUCAUGGAGAUUACAAGGAGGGAUAUUAUAUUGGUGUUGAAGUACCUGAUGAUGAUUCUGACACAGAGAAGCCAUUUUUCGGGCCAAAUGUUUGGCCUUCGACAAAUAUUUUGCCCGGAUGGAGGCAAACUAUGGAGAAAUACCAUCGAGAAGUACUUGAGGUGGCAAAAGCAAUUGCAAGACUCAUAGCCCUUGCACUUGACCUUGAGGGAAACUUUUUUGAUCAGCAAGAAAUUCUUGGCAAGCCCAUUGCUGUGUUGCGCCUGCUACAUUAUGAAGGUCUAAUAUCUGAUCCCACAAGGGAUUAUAUGGAGCCGGUGCCCAUUCUGAUUUUGGUUUGA
This is a messenger RNA of Ilex paraguariensis (yerba mate), 1687 nucleotides long. The record is from the annotation of a GenBank genome assembly. Lineage: Eukaryota; Viridiplantae; Streptophyta; Magnoliopsida; Aquifoliales; Aquifoliaceae.